Fonsecaea erecta is the source of this 807-nucleotide messenger RNA. RefSeq lists its product as hypothetical. The transcript has a single exon. The record is from RefSeq and is a predicted model, not a curated record. Lineage: Eukaryota; Fungi; Ascomycota; Eurotiomycetes; Chaetothyriales; Herpotrichiellaceae. The coding region runs from base 1 to 807 and encodes 268 amino acids. Gene Ontology annotation, cellular component: TRAPPII protein complex; TRAPPIII protein complex; TRAPPI protein complex. Gene Ontology annotation, biological process: endoplasmic reticulum to Golgi vesicle-mediated transport.
AUGUCUGCUGUUCCGCCAUCCCUCUCGAACUACGCACCUUCACAUAGCGGCUCCCCCUCUCGACAUCUCUCCCAAUACUCUGCCUCGUCCACCGUGGCCGGUACCCCUCUCCCCGACCGGACAUCGGGCACUCCCACCAGCAUCACGUCCACUUCGACCCUACGUUACCCGUCGACCCGCAAAACCAUAUACGACCGCAACCUCAACCGCUCUCGGAAUGCCGAAUUGUCGAGAGCCAGCUUCGCCUACCUGUUCAUGGAGAUGGUGGCCUACGCGCACAAGAGGGUGAAGGGAAUACAGGACUUCGAAAAGAGACUGAACGAGCAAGGAUAUCCAUUGGGGUUGAAGCUGCUGGAUCUGCUACUCUACCGGGCGUCACCGCUGGGAGGGUCGAGCUCGUCCGGUGGAGGGUCGUCGAGCAGCAGCUCUGGCGCCGGAGCCACUCGACCACUACGGCUGUUACCCCUCCUGACAUUGUUGACGACCAAGCUCUACCCGUUGCUGUUCUCCCGUCCCGCCGACUCCCUCGAACAAUCCACAACGAACCCGGGAGAAUACAUGAUUAUCGACAACACCCCACUCACGAACCAGUAUAUCUCGGUCCCCAAGGAGAUGUCCCAGCUGAGUGUGGCGGCGUACAUUGCGGGAAUCAUCGAGGGAGUGUGUGACGGCGCAGGCUUCUCUUGCAAGGCGAGUGCGCACAACACUGGCACCGAGGUGUGGCCCAACCGGACGGUGUUUCUGAUCAAGUUUGAUGAAAGCGUGAUGGAGCGGGAGAAGGAGUUGGAGAGGCAGGGCGUUAAGUGA